UGAACGUGAUCGUGAUGAUCCUUAUAACAAAGACCCUUGGAAUCUCCGGAAUCUUCCUAGAUUAACAGGUUCAUUGCUUCAUGACAUCACUCCAGCAAUUCCUGGGAUGAUGCUACCUUGGGUGUAUGUAGGAAUGAUUUUUUCAGCGUUUUGCUGGCACGUUGAAGAUCAUUAUACCUAUAGCAUAAAUUACAUGCAUUGGGGCGAAACAAAGACUUGGUAUGGAAUUUCGGCCUCACUUGCCUCAAAAUUUGAAGCAGCAGCGAAAAAACUCUUGCCAGAACUAUUUCAACACCAACCAGACCUAUUGACGCAAUUGACCACUAUUCUAAAUCCAGAAAAGUUGGUUCAAGAAGGAGUUGAAGUUUUUGCUAUUGAUCAACGGCCAAAUCAAUUCGUAAUAACUUUUCCACAGGCGUAUCAUGCAGGCUUUAAUCACGGGGCAAGUUUAACUGUCAACUUUGCAUUACCAGAUUGGAUUAAAUUUGGAUGUGAGUCAAUAAAAUUUUACAAGGAAAUAAAACGACAUCAAGUAUUUUCACAUGAACGGAUAAAUUCAUUAAACCUUUAUAAUGAAAAUUCAAGUACCCUUACAUGGUUUGGUUAUUCAAUUGUAAGAAAAAUUGUCUUUUUCUAUCAAAGGCUUAAAGAUCCGUUAACUGAAAUGUGCACAAAAGAACUGAAACUUCGAAUUGAAGUCAUUCAAAAAUUGUCCUUACCCGCGCCAAUACAUGAUAUUACCGAACCAAAAGAUUCUGAAAUGGUAUGCUCCUAUUGUAACGGGUUUAGUUAUUUUUCUGCAUUGAAAUUUAAAUGCACCGAUCAAAUUCUAUGCCUUGAACAUACGGAAUAUGCACCGGAAAUGUGUAAAUGUGGCGAAGAAGGCGAAAAUAAAUACUGUUAUUUCAUUCAAGUACGUAUCAGAGAUUUUCAUUUGAAAAGCUUAAUGGACACUUUGGAAUAUACGGUCUGCCAAGCACAACAGGAUAUUGAAUAUAUUGGUACAUAUCUUGAAGAAUCAACAACUUUAUCAGUCAAAGUAUUGGAGGAUAUAUAUACAAGAAUCAAGGAAUGUGGAUACGAUUUCGAAUUGAGUGAACUUAACCAUUUUAUUGAACAAUCACAAAGUUGGUUUCGACGAUUAAUUGAAUUAUGUUUUGAGGCUGCACGAAACAUCUGGCCCUCUACAUAUCGUAACAUGCCUAAAGAUGAUUUUGAUAUUGCUGAUUUUCUUUGUAAAUGGGAGAAGAGAACUAAAAGUUGUCUCUCCGCGACUGAUUUACCUCCCCUCAAUCAAAAACACUAUUGUUUUUGUCGAAGACCAGACAAUUUUAAGACGAUGAUAGAAUGCGAUAAAUGCCACGAAUGGUACCAUUGCGAGUGUUUUGGCAUGAGCGACGACGAAGCAAAUUCUUUGGAUACAUGGACAUGUUCUAUGUGUCAUUUUGAUAAAAACCAUCUUUCAAAAAAGAUACGAAAAAACAUGAACAAAUUUGAAAAACUUUCAAAGGCCACUAAAGUAUUUCCUUUUUCACCAAGACAUUCAGAACAAUUUAUCAAGAUAAUUCAAAUCAUCAAAUCACUUUUAGGACCUGAUCUAUUCCACAUUCGACGCGCGAUUGGUCUUGGUUUGGCCAUUCCUAUAGAUGGAAUAGAGACGACUGUCAUUGAUACGGAUGUAAUUAUGACGGAUAAUUAA
Molecule: messenger RNA, 1699 nt
Organism: Scutellospora calospora
Lineage: Eukaryota; Fungi; Glomeromycota; Glomeromycetes; Diversisporales; Gigasporaceae
Source: the annotation of a GenBank genome assembly